Aspergillus oryzae RIB40 is the source of this 711-nucleotide messenger RNA. RefSeq lists its product as uncharacterized. The transcript has 3 exons. The coding region runs from base 1 to 711 and encodes 236 amino acids. NCBI's taxonomy places the organism in Eukaryota, Fungi, Ascomycota, Eurotiomycetes, Eurotiales, Aspergillaceae. The record is from RefSeq and is a predicted model, not a curated record.
AUGAAAAUGCAGGCUGGCACUGCCUCAGGCCAUGAGGACCGAGGUCUGUCGCUUUGGGUUGUUAACAGUAUAUUCAUCGGACUAGCGACUCUAGCGGUCAUCGCGAGAUUCGUUGCAAGAAAGCUGAAGAACCUAGUCCUCGCCGCCGAUGAUUGGGCAAUUCUUAUUGCAUUGGCUUUGCUUUUGACACUGACUGACGCCAGUAAGUUGCUUGACUGGGUACUGUAUGGCCUGUUUAUUGCAUGCAGAGGAUAUGGGCUCGGAAGGCACAGAGAGGUGGUCCCAGAGGCUGAUAUCGCUGUGUUUCUUCAGCUACUGUACUACUUCCAGAUCUUCUAUAUCCUCGCGCCGCCGACCGUGAAGCUGUCGCUUUUGCUGCUGUAUCGUCGCAUCUUCCUAUCCUCCCGGUUCCUCAAGAUUGUGUACACCAUCGGUGCAAUUGUUAGUAUAUGGGCUAUCAUCAUGACCUUCCUAGCCAUCUUCAACUGCAAACCAAUCAGUGCGUUCUGGACCGGCCAGGGAGAAUGCAUCCCAUUUAAGCAGUUCGCCAUCGGAUAUGCCAUCGUGAACAUCAUCACCGACCUAGCAGUAUGGCUCAUGCCAAUCCCGAACAUGUGGAAGCUGCAGCUUCCGACCGCCCAGAAGGUGGCUCUAACACUCAUCUUUGUCCUUGGCCUUAUGUAUGGACCCCUCGGCCCCCUAGGUGGCUGA